AUGGACGUGCUGGAGAAGGGUGUUUUAAAGGCAGCGGAGAAGGUAUGUUGUAGAAGUAAAGGCGGUGUAGUAAAAGAACAGGCAUGGUGGUGGGAUCAACGAGUCAGCGAAGUGAUUGGCGCGAAGAAGUUGGCAUUUAAAAGGUGGAGAAAGUCGCGGACUGAAGCAGAUAGGAUCGAUUACAUCCGGUUCAAGAAAAAGGCGCGAAAGGAGGUGGCUAAAGCGAUAGAAAGGCAUCAGAAAGAGCUUCUCGUAAAAAUGCAGGAGAAUGGACGAAAAGCGUUGUUUAGAACGGCUAGAAGCAAGAAGGAGAGGAACGAUAUUUUGGUGCUCCGGCGUGCAGAACCACGAUGGGGAGUUGAAGAGAAUGAGUGGAAUGGAGAAGUUGAAGCGGAUGAAGUUUUGGGGCCGUGGGAAACAGUGACUGUUGAUGAGGUGGCGGCGGCUCUGCGCAAGAUGAAGAAAGGAAAGGCGACGGGACCGAGUGAAGUGGCGAACGAGGUUUUGAGGGGCUCAAAGAUGCCGAGUACAUGGAGAAAGAGUCUAGUGGUCCCGCUGUACAAAGGAAAAGGAGCAGCGACGGUUGAGGGAAGUUGUUCGGAUGGGGAAGAGCAGUAUGGAUUCAUACCGGGGAGGAACGACGGAUGCGUGUUUUGUGUUGAGGCAGCUGCAGGAGAAAUUUUGGAGAAGGACAGAGAAUUGUAUAUGGUGUUUGUAGAUUUGGAGAAGGCGUUUGAUAGAGUUCCGAGAAAGGUGAUCGAGUACGCGCUGCGUAAGAAAGGUGUGACAGAGAAUAUGGUUCGGGCAGUUAUGGAGACUUAUGAAGGUGUAGAGGCGGUGGUUACGGAGGAAGGUGUUAGAUCUGGUGUUUUUGAGGUAAAAGUUGGUGUUCAUCAAGGUUCAGUCUUGUCGCCGUUACUGUUUGCUUGUGUGAUGGAUGUACUGACAGAGGAAGUGAGAAGAAAAGAAGGAUGCUGGUGUUUGUUGUAUGCAGAUGACAUUGUCUUGGUGGCGGAGUCGAAGCAGAAAGUCAUGGAAUGGUACCGAGAAUGGAAAACGGCAAUAGAAGUCAAGGGACUGAAAGUGAAUGAGGCAAAGACGAAGGGCAUGAGAUGCUCGAGGCAGGUGGAGGUGAAGGACAGUGAUAAAUGGCCAUGUGGUGUGUGGGAAAAGAGUUGGAGUGAAUUCGAUAAUGUGUGGGAAAUGCAGUAA
Molecule: messenger RNA, 1212 nt
Organism: Xenia sp. Carnegie-2017
Lineage: Eukaryota; Metazoa; Cnidaria; Anthozoa; Malacalcyonacea; Xeniidae
Exons: 4
Coding region: 1-1212 (403 amino acids)
Source: RefSeq, a predicted model, not a curated record